CAUUAAAUUAAAUUUCAUCACACACACAAUUCCCUCUCACCACAAAACUUCCCGCUCUCGUCUCCACGGCGGCUCUCUCGACAGCGCCGGCCGCCCCAAAAGACCCCAGCCAAUCACAUGGCAGCGGAUCCAAUGGCGGCGGCGUUGUUCGACGAAGUAGAAGAUCAGGAUUAUCCAUACGAGAGUUCCAUCAACGCGAACAUCCUGAACUUUGGGAACGACCGAAACCCAACGCUGGAUGAUUUGCAGUCGACGGCGGAGCAGCCAGCGGGGUGUGGGUUUGGGAACAUGGGAAUGGUGGAAUUACUGAGGCAGUUUAGUUAUGGUAACGGGCAAUAUGAUUCUGAAGCGGGGCCGUCCAAUAUUGGUGGGGAAGAGGAAGAUCCUCAUCAGGAUGAUAAUUAUACGAAUAUUCCGAGUGAUGUGGAAUCUAAGUUGCUUCCUAUUUGGCCUCUCACUCCUCUUCCUUUUUUAUGUAGUUGUUGCCAAGUUCUUCGAGAAUUUCUUCAUACUAAUGGAGUGCACAGCAGAAAACUAGAGAUUCAUGGUAGGCUAGGGAUGAUUAGCCAUGCAAUAUUGGAGCAUAAACCCAUUGUUAAUGUGGAUAACAUAAGUCCUCAGUAUCAAAUGUUCGAGUAA
Cucumis sativus (cucumber) is the source of this 639-nucleotide messenger RNA. RefSeq lists its product as uncharacterized. Bases 118 to 639 code for a protein of 173 amino acids. The transcript has 2 exons. The record is from RefSeq and is a predicted model, not a curated record. Lineage: Eukaryota; Viridiplantae; Streptophyta; Magnoliopsida; Cucurbitales; Cucurbitaceae.